Molecule: messenger RNA, 699 nt
Organism: Elaeis guineensis (African oil palm)
Lineage: Eukaryota; Viridiplantae; Streptophyta; Magnoliopsida; Arecales; Arecaceae
Source: RefSeq, a predicted model, not a curated record
AACUAUUUCUAAUAUAAAAAGAGAAAGCCUACUUCCUCUUUCUGCCUUCUGAAAACAACAUACAAGUAGCUUUGCUCCUGUACCUUCUUUCCCAAUCUCCUUUUAGUUCACUUUGGACCAAAUGAAGCCUGCCAUGAGAGUGGUUUCUCUUUUGCUACUGCUGCUCCUAGCCACCACAACUCAAGGGAUCAGAUUGGAUGCAGAGUCCUUGGCUGCGUUCCACAAUAAUAUCCAUGAGAAGGGGAGUUCAAUGGGGGGAGUGAAUAAAGUUGGAGUGGCACCUUGUGGAAUUAAUGGUCAAUAUUCUUCAGGGAGGAGUAGGAAACUCAUGAACAAGAGAAUGGUCGCACUAAAGAACGAGAGGAGCAAGGGGACUGUGUUCGACGCCGCAAGAAGCCAUCGUUAUUCCAAGGAAGACGUCGGUAGGAAUGGAGAGGAUGGCCUCCAUGUGGAGCCGCCUGUCUCGAAGCAACCGCAGAGCCUCCCCGACAUGCUAGAGAUAGCAGGAAUGGAUUAUUCUCCUGCAAAGAGAGUGCCUCCAAUCCACAACUGAGGCGCUAAAAGGCACAAAAUAAAGCAAACAUCUAGGAAGAAUGUAAUACUGGAGACUGGACAGCAUUGCCGGAAAUGCUGCACUUUUCUUGGGGGAGGCCCCAUUUUUGUGGAUACUCCUGUAUAAUACUAUCAACUCAUAUAUUA